Molecule: messenger RNA, 1433 nt
Organism: Hyaloscypha bicolor E
Lineage: Eukaryota; Fungi; Ascomycota; Leotiomycetes; Helotiales; Hyaloscyphaceae
Product: FabD/lysophospholipase-like protein
Exons: 4
Coding region: 170-1393 (407 amino acids)
Biological process (GO): arachidonate metabolic process
Cellular component (GO): membrane
Source: RefSeq, a predicted model, not a curated record
CGCAGGAGAAGCAACUAUUGAAAGUUGAAACAGCCACAGCGGCUCCUCAUUAAGCUUUUGACUCCCUCUGUGUAGCCUGCUCCAUCUGGACACCUUUCGUUGGGCUCUAUGUGAAUGUCGCAUUUGAGAACACAGGCUUUCGUGUCAGAUCCAAAUAUCUCAACACAAGAUGGCGGAGCCUCUGCGACUUCUCUCCUUAGAUGGCGGCGGAGUGCGGGGACUUUCGACGAUCAAAAUCCUCAAGCACAUGAUGACGAUGAUAAGUAACGAACGCGGUCGACAAGUGAAUCCAUGGGAAGUCUUUGACAUGAUGGGGGGGACAAGCACAGGCGGCCUUCUUGCCAUCAUGCUAGGCCGACUUCGUAUGUCUGUAGAUGAAUGCGAAGAGGCAUAUCUCGAUCUGUCGCGCAACAUCUUCAAAUCCAGACGCACAGAAUCGAACAUCUUUGGUCGAGGCUCCGAUUUUCUCCAGGCAAAUGGGAAAUUCAGCACCGAGGAACUGGAAGCCGCCAUCAAAGGAAUAGUCAGAAGUAAGAGCAAUACAGAGGAUACGCUUCUACGAGAAGACUCAGCCCCGCCAUGUCGGGUAUUUGUGUGCGCUGCCACAGCUAGCACAAGCACACACACCAACCUUCGAUCAUACAAGACCCGUUUCCUACCAGAUUUCAACUCUGAAAAAUGCACCAUCUGGGAAGCUUGCCGGGCGACCUCGGCCGCCACGGGAUUUUUCGAGCCCAUCACAAUUGGCUCUUGUGGCCAGAGAUUCAUCGACGGAGCCAUAACGUACAACAACCCAGUUCAACUUGUCUAUAACGAAGCCCAAGAUAUUUUCGGACAGAGUCGGGCUGACAACGCGAUAUUGGUAUCAAUUGGCACAGGACGAGGUCCUCUUAAGCCGUUCCAAGGCAAUCUAAAGAACAUUGUCGAAGCAAUGAAAAAGCUCAUGACAGAUUCGCAGAAGGCCCAUGACGAUUUCUCGAACAGCCACCACAGUAUGGUGGAUAGGAAUCUGUUCUUUCGGUUCAACGUGUAUCCAGGCCUAGAAGACGUUGGUCUGCACGAGUACGCACAAGUGGGCAAGAUUGAAAGCGCAACGGAAGAUUACUUGAAAAACGGCGAUACGCUGCGAGUGUUUAAUAGGUGCAUACGCAUGCUAUUACUUGAGCCACAAGGAUCAACGGUGGAUUUAAGAUCCCCAGAACUAUUCGAUACGACACGCACUCCUUUAACGCCAACUGUACCUGGUUCAAGAGGCGAGCCCGAGUUUCAAGAACACCCCAUACCCUCACUUGAACCGACGAGAACAAUAUCGACGGCUCCAACCAGUGCGGAUGAGCGAGUGGCACACCUGUUGAGGGCGCAAUAUAGCGAUCCAAGCCGUUUUUGUAUGUAGAGGCAUUUUGCUAGCAAGCAUUCUGAUCGGGGCUAACGCU